Molecule: messenger RNA, 481 nt
Organism: Cajanus cajan (pigeon pea)
Lineage: Eukaryota; Viridiplantae; Streptophyta; Magnoliopsida; Fabales; Fabaceae
Source: RefSeq, a predicted model, not a curated record
UCAAAUGAAAAGAUUAAACUAAACCCUCCCAUUGCUGGGUUUUUCCCUUAGUUAGGGUUUAACUUUCUCUUCUUCUUCGUCUUGCUCGUUCUCUCCUCAAGCAAUGUCCGAUACAAGUUCCGUCGAUGCUUCUCUGUGGUGGGACUCAUUCACUGUCCUCCUCACCGAGCUAGAAAUUUCCUCUCUGUCCUCAGAUCUCCCACCGAAUUUGGCGAAGAAGUUGAAGGACAACCAUGCCUGGUUCGUGGACUUACUUUCGCGCUUCAAGCCGCCCAAUCAGAAAUCCAAGCAAGCUUUGAAUUCAAAAACGCUGAAAAUUGGAUCUCACCAGCUCACUAUUCAACCUCACCUGAAAGAUAAAGCGUUGCAGAUUAGCUCCUGCUUGCUGCUAGAUGAGGUUCAAUCAUACAUUCUUGUCGAAACGUCCAUCAAACAUAACAAUACUGCUGCUGAUUCCACAGCUCCGGAGUUUCUUCACUUG